Messenger RNA from Ricinus communis (castor bean), 2077 nucleotides. RefSeq names its product glutamyl-tRNA reductase 2, chloroplastic. The transcript is spliced from 3 exons. The record is from RefSeq and is a predicted model, not a curated record. Lineage: Eukaryota; Viridiplantae; Streptophyta; Magnoliopsida; Malpighiales; Euphorbiaceae. Bases 150 to 1772 code for a protein of 540 amino acids. Gene Ontology annotation, biological process: tetrapyrrole biosynthetic process. Gene Ontology annotation, molecular function: NADP binding; glutamyl-tRNA reductase (NADP+) activity.
CCUUUGCCACCAAAUCCAACUAAACCUAACCCAACCGGCCAACAAUACCCCCCAAAAGUUGCAAAAACUAAUCAAUCAGGUCCUCAAUAAAUUUUAGGGAUUUAGAUUCUCUUGCUUGCUGCUUCAUUUUUCUUCGAUUCUUUGCUGCAAUGACGGUGGCGACAGCCGGAAACCUCGCUGUCUCGGUAGCGCCGUCUAGGCAAAUGCAAUCAGAGUUCUCAUCGGCGUCUUCUUAUUCAUUUAGUUUAUGUUAUGGACCGCAAAUAUUGAAGAAGGAGAAAAAGAAGAAUUACAGAGGAAUGUCAUUGAGGUCUGAAGGUGGUUCUCAGAAUUUAAAUCCAAUUGAUAAGAUUGAGUCCAAAAACUCUAACCUUUUAGCUCUUCAACAACUUAAGGCAUCUGGAAUUGAUAGAUAUACAAAGGAAAAGAGCAGCAUUGUUGUCAUUGGCCUAAAUGUGCAUACUGCACCAGUUGAAGUACGCGAGAAACUUGCCAUUCCAGAAGCCCAGUGGCCUCAAGCCAUUAGUGAGCUCUGUGAUUUAAACCAUAUAGAAGAAGCUGCUGUUCUGAGUACAUGCAACAGAAUGGAAAUAUAUGUUGUGGCUUUGUCUCAACAUCGAGGCGUUAAAGAAGUGACUGAGUGGAUGUCUAAGAUUAGUGGAAUUCCUGUUUCUGAGCUUUGCCAGCACCGUUUUAUGUUGUAUAACGAAGAUGCGACAAGACACCUAUUUGAAGUAGCUUCUGGCCUUGACUCUGUUGUUCUAGGAGAGGGUCAAAUCCUUGCCCAGGUAAAACAAGUAAAAAAACUUGGACAAGGAGUAUCUGGCUUUGGCAGGAAAAUUAACGGGCUGUUUGAACAUGCAAUCAUUGCUGGGAAGCGGGUAAGAACCGAGACCAAUAUUUCUUCAGGGUCUGUUUCUGUCAGUUCAGCUGCUGUAGAACUUGGCCUAAUGAAGCUUCCAGAGUCUUCAUAUUAUGAUGCUAGGGUUUUGGUAAUUGGAGCUGGCAAGAUGGGGAAGCUUGUGAUCAAACACCUGGCUGCAAAAGGGUGCACCAAAAUGGUGGCUGUGAAUAGAACUGAGGAGAGAGUUGCUGCUCUGCAAGAAGAGCUUAAGGAUACUGAAAUCAUCUAUAAACCCCUGUCAGAAAUGAUGGCAUGUGCUGGUGAAGCCGAUGUUAUUUUCACCUGCACUGCAUCAGAGGCUCCUUUAUUCACGAAAGAUCAUGUACAGAGACUCCUUCCUUUGGACCGAAAAUUAGAAAGGCGGCUAUUUAUUGAUAUUUCUGUACCUAGGAAUGUAGAACCACGUGUCUCAGAUCUUGAGGAAGCAGAAGUCUACAAUGUGGAUGAUCUCAAGGAAGUGGUGGCUGCCAAUAAGGAGGAUAGACUCAAGAAAGCAAUGGAAGCACAGACAGUUAUUUCCGAGGAAUUGCAUAAAUUUGAAGCUUGGAAGGAUUCUCUUGAGACAGUUCCGACCAUCAAGAAGUUGCGGGCUUAUUUUGAAAGGAUUAGAGCUUCUGAACUAGACAAGUGUCUGUCAAAGAUGGGUGACAUUUCGGAGAAACAGAAGAAGGCUAUCUAUGAUCUUAGCAUGGGUAUGUUGAAGAAGUACCUUCACGGUCCAAUGCAGCACCUCAGACUUGACACAAAUGACUGUCGUAAACCAGAAGAAAUACUUGAGAUUAUGCAUGCCGUUAACAGAAUGUUUGACCUUGAGACAGAGAUAAUUCUGGAAACAGUACGAACAAAGGUAGAACGAAAGCAGAAGUAAGCUCUUGAGACUAGUUUCUAGACCCUUUUUGCUGCAAUUAUGCCAGUAUAUGAUACCAUCCUCGCCAUGUUAUUGCUUUGCUGCAAUACAUUCUGAUAUCCUCGGAGAUCAUUCUGUUUUCCAUUUUUCAGAAACAGAAGCCUCGUACAUUCAUUGUUCUCAAGUAUUUAUUAUACAGUCAUCAUAGAAGAAAUGAGUUGAAAACUGAUACGGCGGCUCGAUUCAGCUUGAUUCUGAAUCUUACAUGUAUACCAAUUGGAUUCAACUUUAAUCUGAAUAAUAAUGAUUCCCUUAUUCAUUGAUCA